UAAAAACAUAUUGCUACGGUCCGUUCUACACAAAUACACUAAUUGUAAAUAAUUGUUACUCAGUUAGUGUGAGGUUCAAUCAAGUCCAGAGUAUUAUCCCAAAAAUCGUUGUUAAUUAUGGCAAACUCGUUGAAAAAUAUAUCUGGCUUAUUAUCGCCUAAGUUUUUAUCACCUCGUCUAUCACCAAAUUAUUUAUUGGCCAGUCCUAAAAGUGAAGGAAAUAGGUACAAACAUAAACUAACAAGAUCUGUUGUAGCCAAAAAACUAGACUUUGUGACAGAUGAUAAGUUUCUGAAAGUUCCAAGCAGAUUUCCCAAAAAUGAGACUGGAAAUUUUAAAAAUCUCUUAGAAGUAAAUUCGUCUUCUCGAGAAGAUAUUCAUAAUAAAAGUCUGGAACUAAAUACUCCCAAUAAAGUAACAUUAUUUCAUAGCGGUUUGGGAAAAUUAAAAAAGAGAACCACAAUUUUAGGAACGGGAACUUUUGGUACCGUAUUUCAAGGAAUAUACAAAGGAACCAAAGUAGCUGUUAAAGUGGUUGCUAAAGAAACUAGCAAUAAUGAAAAAAAUGCAUUGUUAUUAAGUCACCCUAACAUAGUGAAAACAUUGAACAUAAUCACCAAUCCAGAAUUUACCACAUAUAACUUAAUCAUAAUGGAGCAUCUCCCAAAAUGCAUUACUUUACAGGAUGUUCUCGAAAGCUGUGGCGAAAAGUAUGAUAGUUUAACAUUAAAAAAGUUUGCCGUAGAUAUAACAACAGGAUUAGAUUACUGCCAUUCUAACAAUGUUUUACAUUUAGAUUUGAAACCAAAAAAUAUCCUGGUUGAUCAAAAGAAUACAUGCAAGAUUUGUGAUUUUGGAAAUUCGGUCAGCAUCGGUGAUAAUUUGAGUAAUUUUAAGCACAAUGGUACGGUAAUCUAUACUGCUCCCGAACUGCUCCUAGGUAAAAGCCCAUCAAUGAAAAGUGAUAUCUAUUCCUUAGGGAUAAUAUUCUGGCAAAUAAAAUAUAGGAAAACGCCUUUUGAGGCCUACGAUAGCAAUGAGAGCAUCAUUUAUAAUGUAGCAAAGCAUAAUAUACGACCGACGUGUGAUAAAAAUAACGAAGAUUUGUUUACAAACAUAUUUACGAAAUGUUGGAAUACCGAGUCUAAUAUAAGACCGAAUACAUGUGAUAUUUUAAAGGAUUUGGAACACGUUCAAAUUUAAUUCUUAUUUAUUUAUUUUUAAUAUAUUAACUUGUUGUAGUUUGUUUUUAUUUUUUAUAUUAGUAAAUAUUUAUUAU
Molecule: messenger RNA, 1279 nt
Organism: Sitophilus oryzae (rice weevil)
Lineage: Eukaryota; Metazoa; Arthropoda; Insecta; Coleoptera; Curculionidae
Product: serine/threonine-protein kinase mos
Exons: 5
Coding region: 118-1203 (361 amino acids)
Biological process (GO): protein phosphorylation
Molecular function (GO): protein kinase activity; ATP binding
Source: RefSeq, a predicted model, not a curated record